UCUAGUACUUUCGUCUUGCACGUUGGCAUGCGGCAUAAAGCGCCCCGGAUUGUAAACACGCGGCUCAAUUCAAAACUUUCCAAGUAUAAAGUGCGCACGUUUUCCUCUGCGGUCAAUUGAUCUUUGAAUUUUACCUUUGGUACAAAGAUUGUCAACUGUUGCUAGAGGUGUCCAAAACAUGGCUGAUAAAUUCAAAAUAGAAAAGAAAGAUACAGUUGGAAGAUACGCGGUCGCAACAUGUGAUCUAAAGCCUAGUGACGUCAUUCUAACGGAGGAGGCGUUCGUGGUCGGACCGAAAGCGACGACGGUGCCGGUGUGUCUGGGAUGUUUUGUGCCUGUCGACUGCUCCUACCUCUGUUCCAAAUGCACUUGGCCGGUCUGCAGUCCCGAAUGUGAGAGCUCACCUUACCAUGCUCCCGAAUGUCAGAUUUUCAGCGCUGCAAACGCCAAAUACCAGGUUCCCGCUGAUUUGUUUGAGUACUCCCCGCAAUUAGACUGCGUGACGCCUUUGCGACUGCUCCUGGCCUCCGAGAGCAACAGCAAGCGGUGGAACGAGGAGGUCAAAGACAUGGAGGCACACAUCGAAGCUAGGAAAAAGACCCCAUACUGGGAAAAUGAACAAACAAAUGUCGUCAAGUUCCUAAGAGAGCGAUGCAAGUUGGAAAGAUUCUCGGAGGAUCUCAUCCACACAGCUUGCGGAAUUUUAGAAGUCAACGCUUUUGAGGUGCGGUCCAGCCAAGGGUACACCGGACGAGGGCUGUUCCCGAAAACUGCUUUGAUGUCUCAUAACUGCGUAUCAAAUACUUGUCAUAGCAUUGUUCCUUCCAAAAAUUACAAGCUUAUUCUCAGAGCAACAGUAGACGUGAAAAAAGGAGAGGAGUUAUUCACAUCUUACACGCAAAGUUUGCUACCAACUAUGGUAAGACGAGAGAACCUCCUAGACAGCAAAUACUUCCACUGCGCAUGUCCACGCUGCUCGGACCCCACGGAGCUUAACACGCACAUGAGUUCACUCAAAUGCACCAAGUGUGAUAAUGGGAUCAUCAUCAGCACCGAUCCUCUGGACGCGGAGGCGGAAUGGACGUGCACUCACUGCCAGUUCAAACUUCGCGGGGAGCAAGUUCGGCGGAUCUACCGGGUGAUCCAGACGGAGAUAGACGGGAUGCCGGGCGAGGAAGGGACACCGGAGCGAAUCGAGGCCAUCGAGAAGCUGCUCAAGCAGUACCGGAGCGUCCUCCACCCCAAGCACGCCUACCUCACCAUCCUCAGGCACUCCCUCUCGGAGCUCUACGGCCGCGCCGAGGGCUACACCUUCGAGGACCUCCCCGACAUCCUCCUCGAGCGAAAGGUCGAGCUCUGCCAGCAGAUCCUCUCCGUCCUCGACGUCAUCGAGCCUGGCUACAGCCGCAUGAGGGGCAUGAUCUUGUACGAGCUGCACGUCCCAAUGAUGCUGUUCGCGCGGAGUCGCUACCAGUACGGCGAGAUCGACGACGCGACCCUGAGGCGGAAGCUGGAGGAGGUGGCCAAGAUCCUGGAGGAGGCGGUGGCCAUCCUCAGCCUGGAGGACCCCACCAUGGGCGAGGGUAUCGUCGCGCAGAUGGCCCAAGAAUCCCUCAGCCAGCUCAGGGCCUCCAUCGCUACCCUCCCGCAACCAUGAUCCAUGGUUCUAUGUUGGAUUUUUGGACUAUCGAUUAAAUUGCAAUAUAAUUACUAUCGGGGCUUCAGAUUACACCCAAUCGGGAUCAACGCAAAACUAAGCUGGGCAAAAAAGAAAAGUUUGUUCCAUGGCUUUAGAGAAUCAUCUUUUUUGAAAGGAGCGUGCGGUUGUAGAAAUUCGUUGGCAUAACACUGCCGUGCUAAGGAAAAAGGUCGUAUGAACCCUCAGGCGUUGCUGAAUUUCCUUCGAUAAAACCCGGAUUUACUGGGAAAAUUGUAAAUGUUUCCCCAAAAUUUUCAGAACAGUUUGUACGCAAUUUAAUCUCAAAUAUCUCAAAAUUUCAUGGAACAAUAAUUGCGUCAAAAAUAUACACUUUAUCAAGGGGAAAUUGAGAACUCUCGAAUGUUCAUACGGGGUUCUUCCUUAGCACGGCAGAACAGCACAUUAACUUUUACUUUAAAUUUAUGGUUACA
Molecule: messenger RNA, 2130 nt
Organism: Bemisia tabaci
Lineage: Eukaryota; Metazoa; Arthropoda; Insecta; Hemiptera; Aleyrodidae
Source: RefSeq, a predicted model, not a curated record